This is a messenger RNA of Cyclocybe aegerita, 1683 nucleotides long. The record is from the annotation of a GenBank genome assembly. NCBI's taxonomy places the organism in Eukaryota, Fungi, Basidiomycota, Agaricomycetes, Agaricales, Hemipholiotaceae.
AUGCAGCGUGGUUUACCGAUGCAACCAACCGUCGUUUUACUGAAAGAGGGCACAGACACCUCGCAGGGAAAGGCGCAGUUACUCUCCAACAUCUCGGCCUGCCUCGCUAUCGCAGAGACGCUCUCAAGUACCCUUGGACCUAGAGGAAUGGACAAGCUUAUAGUAAAUGAUCGUGGAGAAGCUCAAAUCACCAACGAUGGCGCGACUAUACUGAAGCUUUUGGACAUUGUACACCCUGCUGCUCGCACCCUGGUCGACAUCGCUCGAGCACAAGACGCAGAAGUUGGAGAUGGUACAACAAGUGUCGUUCUUCUGGCUGCGCAGCUGUUGAAGGAAGUUAGAGGGUUUAUCGAGGAGGGAGUCAGUCCGCACAUCAUAAUGAAAGGUUUUAGGAAAGCUUCUCAAUUGACCCUCGACCAGAUCAAGGAACUUCAGGUCACUGUCGACAAGUCAGAUCCAGAACGGUUCCGGUCUCUACUCCUCAAAUGCGCCUCAACCUCAAUGUCUUCAAAAUUGAUUCACUCAGAAAAACCUUUCUUCUCCAAAAUGGUAGUAGACGCUAUCGAGUGUCUAGAUCAAGACGAUCUCGACGAGUCUUUGAUUGGGGUCAAGAAGGUUGCUGGAGGAGGACUGCAAGACUCUCUGCUUGUCAAGGGCGUGGCGUUCAAGAAGACUUUCACCUAUGCUGGUGCCGAACAACAACCAAAGCACUUUGUUGAUCCUCUCAUUUUGUGUUUGAACGUCGAACUGGAACUCAAAGCGGAGAAGGAUAACGCUGAGGUGCGCGUCGACGCGGUCUCAGACUAUCAGGCCAUCGUGGAUGCCGAAUGGGAAAUCAUAUAUCGCAAACUGCAAGCGAUCGAGAGGACGGGUGCUAAAGUCGUCCUCAGCAAACUGCCCAUUGGAGAUCUUGCGACGCAAUGGUUUGCCGAUCGCGACAUUUUCUGUGCAGGCCGUGUUGCUGCCGGCGAUCUACGACGUGUGGUUCAGGCUGCUGGCGGCGCGAUUCAGUCAACAUGUUCUGACAUUGGGAGGGAGCACCUUGGAACUUGUGGGCUCUUCGAGGAACGGCAAAUCGGGGGCGAACGAUACAAUAUCUUUGAAGGGUGUCCAAAAGCAAAGACUUGCACCUUGGUUCUGCGUGGCGGCGCUGAACAAUUUAUCGAAGAGGUCGAGCGCAGUCUGCAUGAUGCUUUGAUGGUCGUCAAACGGGCAGUGAGGAAUGGAGAGGUUGUUGCGGGAGGUGGGGCUAUUGAGAUGGAGUUGUCGGCUCAUAUCCGCAAGCAUGCCCUGAGCAUUCCAGGCAAACUCCAGCUUAUCAUUGCUGCGUUUGCUAAGGCGCUUGAAAUUAUUCCCCGCCAAAUAUGCGAUAACGCAGGCCUGGAUUCGACCGACAUUCUCAACAAGUUGCGCAUGAAACACGCCAGUGGGGAGAUGUGGUACGGAGUCGACGUCGAUGGCGCUUCAGGUGUUCGAGACAACAUGGAGGCCUUCGUCUGGGAACCAAGUCUCGUCAAGGUCAAUGCUAUCAGCAGCGCUACUGAGGCCGCUUGCCUAAUUCUAAGCGUUGACGAGACGGUCCGGAAUCCCCAAAGCGAAGCGGCAAAUGCUGGUCCGAAAGCACCGCCAGGAACCGCCCAGCGAGCGCUAAGAGGAAGAGGUCGGGGCAUGGGUCGCCGAUAA